This is a messenger RNA of Prosopis cineraria, 1236 nucleotides long. RefSeq names its product protein PIN-LIKES 3-like. Gene Ontology annotation, cellular component: membrane. The transcript is spliced from 10 exons. Gene Ontology annotation, biological process: endoplasmic reticulum to cytosol auxin transport. NCBI's taxonomy places the organism in Eukaryota, Viridiplantae, Streptophyta, Magnoliopsida, Fabales, Fabaceae. The coding region runs from base 1 to 1236 and encodes 411 amino acids. The record is from RefSeq and is a predicted model, not a curated record.
AUGGAGUUUGGGGAUCUUUUUGUUAUAGCAUUAAUGCCAGUCAUAAAGGUACUUUUGCUAAUUGCUAUUGGGACAAUUCUUGCACUGGAUCGGUUUGAUAUAUUGGGUGAGAAUGCCAGGAAGUACCUGAAUAAUAUGGCAUAUUUUGUCUUCACCCCAGCUCUUACUCUUUGCAACAUGGCCCACUCUGCGAAUUUAAAAAGUAGUCUACUUAUGCUGUGGUUCUUGCCAUUAAAUAUUCUUCUCACAUUCAUCAUUGGGUCUGCUCUUGGAUGGCUAUUAAUUAAAAUAACACGACCUCCUCGUCAUUUACAUGGUCUUGUGGUGGCAUGCUGUGCAGCAGGCAACUUGGGAAACAUACCGUUCAUUAUCAUUCCAGCUGUAUGUAAGGAAAGAAGCAAAUUGUUUGGAGAUAAAGAUGUUUGUAAUAGAGAUGCAAUGACAUAUGCUUCUCUAUCCUUGGCAAUAGGAAGCAUUUUCAUUUGGACUUAUGUUUACAACCUUGUCCGUCGAUAUUCAUGUCAGAAUUCAACUUUAAGUCAAGUUGAUGUUUCCCAAAUGAAUCGGGUGUUUGUCCCAAUAACUAAUCCUGAGAACUCUUCAACAAGUUCCAUAGGAUUGCCAAUCACUAUGAAUAACAUCUUGCAAACAAAUGACCAAGACAAUGCUGUUGAAAUUGGAAUCACAAGGCCUAAGGGAGUAGGAAAUAGUUUACAGGUAACAAAACUUGCGAAGAUAAUGAAUCUGUUAAAAAUGUUAGCCGAAAAAGUCAAUUUAAAGGCCCUGAUAGCACCUGCAACAAUUGGAACGGUGAUUGGCACAAUAAUAGGUACAAUGUCUGGAUUUCAAAACAUAUUAGUAGGUGAAAAUGCUCCUCUUCAUGUAAUUGAUGACACAGUAUCCAUGCUAAGUGAUGCAGCUAUUCCAAUUUUAAGCUUGUUAGUUGGGGCAUAUAUUGUAAAAGGGGUCAUUGUUGUUAGAUAUAUUGCCUUACCAGCCUUUGGCGUAGGCGUUCUUAAAGGCGCAAUCUGUAUCGGCAUGAUCCAUCCUGAUCCAUUGUAUAAGUUUGCUUUGUUGCUUCAUUAUGCUCUUCCACCUGCAAUAAACAUAAAUACGAUGUGUCAAAUAUUUGGGAUUGGUGUGGAUGAAUGCUCAAUUCUCAUGCUAGCAACUAAUGUUUGUGCCUUGGCAGCAAUUACUUUAUGGUGUACAUUUUUCAUGUGGCUUAUAUUGUAA